This is a messenger RNA of Eimeria mitis, 846 nucleotides long. RefSeq lists its product as uncharacterized. The coding region runs from base 1 to 846 and encodes 281 amino acids. The record is from RefSeq and is a predicted model, not a curated record. Gene Ontology annotation, biological process: auxin metabolic process. The transcript is spliced from 4 exons. NCBI's taxonomy places the organism in Eukaryota, Apicomplexa, Conoidasida, Eucoccidiorida, Eimeriidae. Gene Ontology annotation, cellular component: endoplasmic reticulum. Gene Ontology annotation, molecular function: IAA-Ala conjugate hydrolase activity.
AUGAAGCUUCUACGGCGCAACCCCCGCAGCCUUUAUCUCUGGACGCUUCUUGCAGCGGGAGCAGCAGGAGCAGUAGCGCGCCCGACAGCUGCCGACACAGCUAUCAACAAACCUGACUUGCCGCAAUGCGGAUCUCCCCCAAGCGCCAGCUGUGUGCUGCAGCAAGCUGCUGCCCUACAGGAGUGGGGGAUAAACAUACGGAGACAGCUGCAUAGACACCCGGAGCUGAUGUAUGAGGAGGAGAGGACUUCGGCAUUGGUGCAGCAAGUGCUCACAGAAUUGGGCAUAAAGUACACGCCUGGUUGGGGCAGAGACCGCCGAUCAUCUCUUGUCGAUGAGUCUUUGCUAGAGCCAUCCACUGAGCGGGGGGACGCAGAGGCGCUACAAGAAAUGCAGCAGCAGCAGCAACAGCAACAACGGCGGCAGCAAGAAACAACUGGGAUUGUGGGGACAGGUGUUGUCGCUGAAAUUGGGACGGGAGAGGCCCCAUGCGUCUUACUACGAGCAGACAUGGAUGCACUACCUAUUCACGAGCAGGCAGACGUUGCUUUCAGAUCUGAGGUGGAGGGGAAGAUGCAUGCCUGCGGCCAUGAUUCACACACUACAAUGCUCCUCAUGGCUGCAGCCAUUCUAAAGAAAAACGAGGCUUCUAUUAAAGGCACAGUGCGGCUGGUGUUUCAGCCCGCCGAAGAGGGGGGCCAGGGAGCGAGAAUGAUGGUCGAGGAGGGUUUGUUAGAGCGGAGUCCAAGGCCAGGCUUGGCUUUGGGGCUGCAUGUUCUUCCUGAUAUACCGACGGGCAUUGUCGCCUCGAGGGAGGGGCCCCUCAUGGCUGCCACUGGAAGGUGA